UUUUGUGAACAAAAAAAAAAAAAGAAUUCUGAUUGACGCGCCCUUGAAAAAGGUUUGAAAUAUCUAAUCUCUUACAUAAUUUGUUUACGCAUUCACGUUCUAUAUGCCGUCGCCGUCAAAUCAUGUCAGAAUAUUCAAAUCAACUCCCACUUUUGCUCAAUUCUGACCCAUUUGCUGAAACGAGUUUCUAAAAAUAUACAAUUCCUGCCCCGCAAACCGACGAUAAUUUAAUCUUCUUGAUUGAUUGAGUGCUUUUUGACCUUGUUUCGUAUCAGACUCAAUUGAUAAAGUGCGAAAAAAUCCAAAAUUAGUUUCGUUUUACUCGUUUGUGUGCGACGACGAGAUGGAAAAGUGGCUUGGCAAGACAGCUGUCGUUACGGGAGCUUCGUCAGGCAUUGGAGCAGCGAUUUGUGUUGACUUGGCACGACAAGGAGUGAAUGUAAUUGGCUUGGCGCGUCGUGUUGAAAAGGUAGAAGAGCUUUCAAACACUCACAAAUCCCUUUCUGGCAAGAUUUUUGCUCGAAAAUGCGAUAUUUCGUCAGUUUCUGAUAUCAAAGAGACUUUUUCAUGGAUCGAAAGUACCUUUGGAGGCUUGGAAAUUCUCGUAAAUAAUGCUGCAAAGCUCAAAUACAUGAAUAUUUUGUCAAAAGACGAAGACAAUACGGAAGAUGUGAUUGCAACAAUUAAUACAAAUCUCACGGGCGUCAUUUUGUGUGCGCAGGAAGCUUUCAAAUCGAUGGCAAAACGUGAUGUUUACGGAUAUAUCGUUAAUAUCAACAGCGUUUCGGGGCAUUUGUACACUUAUGAUCCCGAAUGGCGUGAAAAUGUUUAUCCAGCAACGAAACAUGGCGUCACAGCAGCUACUGAAGUCAUGAGAGUUGAAUUAGCAGCCAUGAAAAACUUGAAAAUUCGCAUUUCGAGUGUUAGUCCGGGAUUUGUGAAAACAAAUAUUUUCAACGCAGCAGGAUUUGGCGAAGAUGUUGACAAAGUCUUUGAAGGAUGGCCCGUUUUAGAACCCGAAGAUGUCUCAGAUGCCGUUCUAUAUUUGCUAAAAACCAAAUCGCAUGUCAAUAUAAGAGAAAUCACGAUUCAACCAACGGGCGAACGAUUAAAUUGAAUUUCUGUGAAUUUUUGCCUCUUUUCUCGGAAAUGAUCAUCGACAGCUGUAUGAGUCGUAAAAAAUAAAAGACAGACAUGUAUUGUAAGAAACACGACAAAUGGAAUGUUUGAAAUGUAAAAAUAAAGUAAACAUUGUAUGAUUUAUAACGCGACGACGGCAAAUAUUUGUUCGCAGAUGAAUUUGCGUAUUUAGCGGCAGAAACGUACCUUUUCGCUGUGUUGUAACUCGACGAGCACGCUAUCAUAGUCCUUCUUUGUGAUGCGUUCAGGGAAACAACAGGCCGUUUUAAUGAACAUCUUCAAUGGGCGAUCAAGUAACUGAAAA
Culicoides brevitarsis is the source of this 1444-nucleotide messenger RNA. RefSeq names its product farnesol dehydrogenase-like. Lineage: Eukaryota; Metazoa; Arthropoda; Insecta; Diptera; Ceratopogonidae. The transcript has 2 exons. The coding region runs from base 344 to 1117 and encodes 257 amino acids. The record is from RefSeq and is a predicted model, not a curated record.